CGUACUGGAUCGAUCCGUAGAGAAUGAUAAACACGUUGAUUUAUCCUUUGGAACGCGCAUAUGGAUCAGUGAGGAGCCUAACUUUGUUCCACCGUACCGCAUGUCCGCAUCUUGAAAAAUGCAGUUCUAAUUCCUGCAGUUACAGGCGUUCUUCAUCAGAAAUGGCCCUGCUUAAGUUCAUGUUGGAAUAGAUUUAGAGUUUCUGGACUCCGGACGAAAUAGUAUCUGUGAGGAGUUGCUACUGGGUAAUAUUGUUCGUGCACUGCCAUGUCAUCGCCUGAUGAUACUGCUAACCAGAGUGGAGGGAGGGGUUACAGAGGACGAGGUCGGGGCGGGUACAGGGGACAAGGGGGCCGUGGUGGUUGGAGAGGCGGAGGGCGUGGCGGGAGAGGACAAGAUAAUCAGCAGGAUGGAAGCGAAAGUGGUGAUGGGAGUGAUAACAGUGGACAGCGAAGAGGACGUGGCAAUAGAGGACGAGGGGAUAGAGGUCGAGGCGAUAGAGGAGGCGAUAGCGGUCGAGGCUAUAGAGGUCGAGGCGGUAGAGGAGGCGAUAGAGGUCGAGGCGAAAGAGGAGGUCACCGAGGGAAUCGAGGACAACAGGGACAGGAAGGUGACAGUGGGGAUAAAGGAGGUAAUGAUCGAGGGCGAGGAGGUCACCGAGGUCGAGGAAAAGAGAGAGGUGGACAUCAAGGACCACAGGGCAAAGCUAUGGAAUACAGUGCCGGUGGUGAUUCUAUAGCAUCUGAUUCAAGACAAGGCACAGAAUACAUUCCAGCCCUGAUUAAUCUUUCUGCAGGCUGCAUCCCUGGACAAACACAAGGGGGUGGACCUCCCAUGAGCUACCCAUUCCCUCCACGGUCUCCUUUUGGAAAUCCACCCCCAAAUCAGUACGGUCCUCGCAGACCUCCUGGUCCACCUGGUGGCUUUGUACCCCUAGGACCGGUGCCUCCUCCCCAAAUGAGAUAUCAAAUGCCACCUCCACCACAAGGCUUCCAGGGUGGAAGACCACCUGGGCUUCCUCAGCAAGGCCACUUCAUGAACCAGCGGCAACCGCCUCCGUCACUGAUGCAGAAUGCAAAUGCCCAACAAAGAAAGCAAGUUCCGAUGGGCGUGGUGCCCCCGGUGCAGCAACAACAGCAGCAGCACCAACCCCAACAGCAACAUCAGCAGCAUCAACAGCAAGGUCAGAGGAAGGACUACAGGAAAGACCGUGGCCAACGUUCUCGUGGAAGACGGCGAGGAGGACCAAGGCGUCGACGUGACAAUUCCGAUCAGGGAUCUGUUGUUGAUGAAUGUGAGAGCCUGGUAGGGAGUGAUGAUGAUGACUGCGGAUCGAUCAUGGGGGAUGACUUCUUUGAUGAGGAUCAAGCAAUAGAAAUGCUUGAUGAUCCGAAGAUCACUCCAGAUGGAGCAAAUUCAUUUGCACAAUACCCUGACUUGCAACUGUCGCUUAUUAAAGAAUGGAUGAUCAAGAAACCAUCGGACAGCAUGGCAAAGCUCUUGGAAAAUAAGGGAAGUCUACAAAAACUCCUCCAGGAACGCGAAAUAUCAAAUGAGAUGUUGAAUUGUUUGAUAUCUUUGCUUACAAAGGUAUUCCAAGAGCAAGGGGAUGGUUUACAGGUGAUUGCAAAAGCAAUCAUCAGUCAGUCAAAGUUUCUUAAGUUGCAUAUUCCACAAUACAUCAUGCGCAUAAGGAUCAAUGUCGAGGGUGAGACUACAGAGAAACUUCUCCAGCAGACUGUAGAUUUGACAACAAUUCUGAAACAGAUUGUGCACUGUAUGACAAGAAAGCAGGCUUCUGAGAUCCUUCCACCUCUUGUCCUCAUCGGAGAUGUGCACAGAGAUAUGGAGUCGAGGAACGUACCAGUCAUUGAGUCGGCUAAAGAAGCCCUGCAAGAAUGUUUCAAGAAACAGAAGGACCUGGCUGAAUCUCCUGCAAAUGGUGUCUCCAAGAAUGCAGUAAAGAAGGAUAGGUCUAAAGAUGCACUACUGACAGAGUUUCCUUCCUCAGGAGAAAUAAAAGACGGAUCACCUCCUGAUCUGUCUGCCCCAGCUGAGACUGGCAAGUACAAGAACACAGAAGCAAUCAUUGCAACACAGUUCCAGCUGUUGAGGGAACUAAUUGCACAGCCAAUCCGUGAAAAUGUGUCUAAGUAUUACCUUAUUCGUGAAGGAAAGAAGAAGCUGACAGAGGAACACUUGCAUGAAAUACCAGUCUAUCAGUAUGUGAACGUGAAAGGCAUCAGCUCAAAGGCUGACCUUGGUCUGGUCUACCGAAUGCAGUUUGAGGCAAAAUAUUUCCAACGUGAUCACUGGGACUCAAAUAUUCACUUAGCUGAAGGAUCUGUUGUAUGCAUGUCUGUUGAUCAUUUCAACACUCUCAUCUAUGGCAUUGUUCAUGAGCGGCAGUCGAGUGUACUUCAGAAAGGAUUUGUAGAUCUUUACAUUCCACGGGCAGAUGAUGUUGCUCUGCUUCUGACCAGCUACAAUUUCCUCAUGAUUGACUGUAAGCAAACCAUAGAAGGUGUUCUAGAUGUCCUGUCAACCCUGCGACACAUUACGGAUGUCACCAUGCCUAUGCAGCAACAUUUUAUCGACAUGAGUCACCCUGCUAAGCAGGCCAUCUUUUGUGAAGGAGACCGCAAUUGUUCAUAUGAUCUUGAUUCUCUGGUGUCAGAUGAUGCCCUAAACAGAUCAGCGAAAGCACAUGCAAUGAAUGUACCUCUCACAGAUUUUGACCACUGGCCCAGCAAAGAUUCUGUGCUCCUGGAUGGUGAUCAGUAUGAUGCGGUGAAAUCCGCCCUCACACAGGAACUUUCAGUUAUCACAGGUGGACCAGCCACUGGCAAAACACAUGUAGGUCAAGCAAUUGUCAAAGUUCUCCUCCAAAAUCGUCACAAAUGGGGUGUCAAUUUAGCCGACGGAACUCUUGGCCGUACCGACGUUGAUAGUGGGCCUAUACUUGUACUUGCUCCAGAUAAAGUCACUCUUGAUCACUUCUUGAAAGGAGUAGAAAGCAAGGGUACUGUCAGCAUAGACCAACAGAAUGAAGCAAAGAAGAGAGCAUCAACAAUGAGAAAUAGUGGUCCUGGUGGAGCAGAGCUAGAGGAAUUCCAGAAGAGAAUUUCAAACAUUCAGGCCAACAUCAUCUCUUCACGGAAGAGCAUAAUUAAUGUUGGGUCUUUGAAACAAGUCAUGAGUGCAUCACAUGCUGAGAGUAUCUUGCAGAAAGGUGGUAUGGCAGUAUGGCUCAUGCAGGACUCUAGUCAGAAGGCUCUGAAUCGUGCCAGUGUUGGGCUGGGUCCUUGUAACAUAGGAGAUGAAUGGGUGGAAGAUCCAUUCCACAUAGAUUACGACCCAAGCAAGAAGGCCUCAGAACCUGCAGAACAUGAGCUGUCCGAAAAGGACCUACGAUUUCGUAUUCGUCUCACUGAGCGCAUGAAGAAGCAGCAGGAGGAAGCUGUUCAAGACCCAUGGGCUUUGCAGAUUGAUCACCGAUGGCGACUCUACCGAUUUUGGUUGCGGGAGUUCUGGAAUACAGCUAAUCAACGCAUACGUCUGAUAUCUAAGGAGUUGGAAAACGUAGUUCAACAGCACCGGGUGAAAUCUGAGAAAUCAGAUUUUGUGAUAUACCAGAAUGCUACCAUACUUGGAGUAACAUCUUCUUGUGCAAUAGCACACCAUCGUAUUCUGAGGUAUGUCCAGCCCAGGAUCAUAAUGAUUCUCCAAGCUGCAGAUAUUAUGGAGGCUGUUGUCAUAGCAUCAUUGUCACAACACUGCCGACAGUUGAUCAUGAUUGGGGAAAACAAAUCCAUCUUGGAGCAGAAUUCUGCCAUUGCAGCUCUUGCAAGAACAGGUGGUGUGAUGUUGUCCUCCUUCUGUCGGUUCAUUGAGGGGAAGUAUGCCACUUCAAAAUUAACAAGGCAACAUCGCAUGGCACCCUCUAUCUCCAGGUUCAUCAAACUGGACAACAAAGAGCUUGAAGACCAUCCACAGGUGGCAAGACUUAAUGAAGUGCAAGGAAUUCCCCGCCGGGUUUACCUCAUGAAUCAUGGUUUGCCAUGUUUCAAUGCAAGCACACAUGAGUUGGAGUUUCUAUCAAAGCUCUGUGUCUACCUACUUAAGCAAGGACAUCUGGAAAGUGAGAUUACCAUUCUUUCCAAUUCUGUUGGGCUACGUGAUCGUUUCAGGAAGAUUAAGGAAUUGUCUAAGGUCAGUUCUGAACUGGUAGAUGAUUUCCUCGGAGAUAAUGAUAUCAUACUCUUGGCCACUUUCCGGAUGGAUGAACCCGGACGUCUCAAAACAAAGGAUCGGUUGAUGAAGGCUCUUUCAGUCGCAAAGAAAGGUUUCUAUGCAGUUGGCAAUUUUGAUUUACUUCGUACACAGUGUGAUAGAGUACUUCAAGAUGCUAAACGUCUGGAAGUGUUGGGCAAGCAACUACCUUUGACUUGCCGCUAUCAUGAGAACCAACAUGAUAUUGCUAUGAAAGCAGCAGAUAUCCAGAAGCGGAUCGAUACUGGUGGAUGCAGUCGUGAGUGUAUGGCACGUCUACCCUGUGGCCAUAGCUGUAAGCAACCAUGCCAUAAGCACAACAAUAAGAAUUUAGGUGAUUAUAGGUGUGAGCAGCAAUGUCAAAAGUCUAUAUGCCAUGCCGGACAUAAAUGCACCAAGAAGUGCUUUGAGAAAUGUGACAAAAAAUGCAACAAAACAUCAGAGAGGACCUUACAGUGUGGUCAUAAACAGGUGACGGAAUGUUCUCUAGCCAUCGGUAAAAUCAAGUGUCGAAGUCCUUGUGAGAAGAUCCUGCUAUGUGGACAUCUUUGUCGUAACGCUUGUGGGGAACCAUGUGCUACACUCUGUCUGGAAAUUGUGGAGAGAGAAUGGCCAUGCAACCAUACAGUGAAGGUACGAUGUUCGGACACGGAGGAAACAUGCCCCUCUCCAUGUCUAGAAGAACUCAAGUGUGGACAUCGCUGUCGUGGAACAUGCGGGAGCUGCAUGAAAGGCCGCCUGCACAUCUGCUGUGAGGAGCCAUGUGGCCGGAUCUUGGUCUGCGGGCAUCAGUGCAAGAGCAGAUGCUCCACCGCCUGUCCACCUUGCACAGAGAAGUGCCAGAAUAAGUGCAAGCACAGCCGCUGCACCGAUCCCUGCGGGGAACCCUGCAUCCCAUGUCAGGAGCAUUGUGAAUGGCAGUGUCCUCAUCAGGUUUGCCGACGUGCUUGCUGUCAACCGUGUGAUCGAGAGCCCUGUAAACAACCAUGCAAGAAAGAACUGCCAUGUGGUCAUGGGUGCAUUGGUCUCUGUGGGGAACCUUGUCCUAAGAAGUGCAGAUUGUGCCACCAUGAUGAAGUCACAGAACUGUUCUUUGGAAAUGAAGACGAACCAGAUGCUAGAUUUGUCGAGCUUGAAGACUGUGGUCAUGUGAUCGAGGUACAGGGAUUAGACAGGUGGAUGAUGUCCUCUGGUGAUGAAACAGAAUCAGAGACAGUUAAACUCAAAGGAUGUCCGAGAUGCAACACACCCAUCCGUAAAAACCUCCGCUAUGGAAACGUGAUCAAACGCACCCUUGAAGACAUUGAGGCAGUCAAGAAGAAAAUGAUGGGUAGCAACGCGGAGAUCAAGGAGAAGAAACGUCUUCUAAAGAAGAAGAUUGGCCUGCUGGAGAAAAUUGAAGUCAAUGGUCUUUCAGAAGAAGUCAUCAGAAAUUUCCGGGAGAACAUCAAUGACUGCCAUCAUCUGCAGACCUUGGUUUCCCGACUGAACCGAUGCAACUUCAUCCAGGAAGUCAUCAAUAUGCAGUCUCAACUCGAUGGUCUUCGACAGCUCCUAGAUGGAUCAUCGACUGAAACGAAGAUGCACAAGUCACAUCAAGAUAUCAUUAAAUACCGGUGUGAGCCAUUGGCAGAACGGCUUGGCAAGAUGAAGGGGGGACUGUCCUCUGGAGACCUUGGGCGUUUUGCUGAGCAACAAAUGAACGAUACCUUGACAGAAGUGGUCCGUCUGAUCAUGGAGUGUGAUGCCGCAGGCCUCCUUGUCAAUAACUUAAAAUGGUGGGACAAGAACCCCUCGUACCAAGGUAUCCUUAUCAAGUUCGACAGCCUCCUUUCCAACCAGAAACCACUCACCCCCGACCAGGAGAAUGAGAUCAAAGGAAUUUUAACACUUAUCAACAAUGUUCUUGGUCAUUCGCAGAAUACGGCCUUGGCCAUUAGUGACAGGGAGCGAUUGCAGGUGGUCCAUGCAGUUGGUUUAAGCCAAGGCCAUUGGUUCAAGUGUAAAGAAGGUCAUGUCUAUGCCAUUGGUGAAUGUGGUGGUGCCAUGGAACAUGCACGCUGUCCUGAAUGCGGUUCCGUCAUCGGUGGACAGCGCCAUCGCCUGACCGACACCAAUGAACUUGCUGGAGAGAUGGAUCGUGCACAGCAUGCUGCUUGGUCAAAGGGAGGGCAACAGUGAGGCCUUCAAGUAAACAAAUUAGGACCUAUCAUUCCUGAUACACUCUUGCUUUCAAUUUGUAGAUACAUAUCCAUUUUUUCUGUAAUCUACAUGUAUGUUUAUGAUUCACAAAACAUUUGGUCUUUUUUCAUUAAUGUUUAUAUGGAGAGCACAAGCAAAUGAUUACCAUUGGUGAAUAUAAUGGGACUAGGAAUCAUUUCCGAGGCAAUUAUAAUACAGCUAUAAUUCCAAAAUGAUGCAUUGGGUGAUUGUGUCUCUCAUCCACUGAAUACAGUGCAUUAUUUGCUUUAUAUUCCACGUUGGAAACUAUCAAGCUCUCGAAAGGAAAGAGGGAUCAUAUAUCCAGCAAAAUUUCAAGGCAGAAUUUGUUUCAAUACAUCGAGGAAACAAAUAAGUACCCUAGCCACAGUAACAAAAUCCUUGAUUGCUUUAGUGUCUAGUAGUAGCUUAGCUGCAAUUAAGAUUACGAUACAUCAUACCAGGCAUGCAAAACUUUAUGAUUAUUAUUAUGGAGAUUGACUGCAACAGGCUACAUAAAAUACUUAGCACACUAUUUGGUAUGCUGUAAAGCCAAACUUUUGAAUAUUGGUACAUGUAUUGUAGCGUUUACAUGGUUUUGAUUUUUUUUUUCAAUUUUUUCACUCCUCUAAAUGUACAUGCUAUCAAAGUGGAAAAUUUCUGAAGUUCUUCCUUGCCCUAAGGCUGGGGAAUCCCCUGAAAGACACCUGCUGCUAAUGAAGUAGUUUUCAUUCAGUGGCGACGGUUCUACACUCUCCAUAUAUGUUUUUUUUUAUAUAUAACAUGAAUCAAAGUAAAAUAUUCAGUGGAGAUAUAUUUCAUAUCAUAAGAGAUGAAAUAACUGGUUUAAAUUGUGCAGUUGAAUUUUAUGAAUAGAUAUAUUGCAAUAUAUAUGUAAAAUAUUUGAUUUACUUUGAUAUGAGUAUAUAAAAGAGUGUUUAUUUUAUCCGAGAGAAAAGUUAAUCUAACUUACAUUUGAAUAUUAGUUAGUUUAUCAUUGAAGAAUACCUGAAAUCAAAUUCUUAUUGUCAUGAUUAUUGUACAUAGUAUUCAAAAGAAAAAAAAUUGCAUGUAGUUAACAAAAAGCCAUUUAUGGUCUAUAACAGAGUCUUGUUUCAUCAACUUGUUGAGUUAAAAUUAUUGUUAUAUUGACACUAUUUGGUGUGAAAUUCAAACUCUGAUUUACUGUUUACAGUGAGUGGGUGCAUGUUCUCCUACACCAAAUAAUUUUCUUUGUUGGUGUUGUUAUAACACCUUUUUUCAGUGUUAGUUCAGUUAGUAAAAUUGCUAUACUUGAUCGGUUGAUGUUAAAUGUGUCUUGGGGGAUACUCUGCAUUCGUUAUUAUGACAAGUUUUUGUGACAGAGCAGUUGAGUUCCCAUGGUUGUAUUUUGCUUCAAUGUUGAUUAUGGAAUUUGUGUUUCAUUUCACCUAGCCUUAUCUCUGAUUAUAUACAGCUGAGGUUUAGAGGUUAGUUCAAAGGCAACCUCAAUCGAGGUUAGCAGUUUGAUUCCCUACUGGGGCAUGCUUGGUUGAAUGAGGCAUCUUGUCAAUCAAGUAUUUCAUAGUAAGGCCUAUCAUUCACUCUAAUCGUUACACCGGUGUGUUGACUCAGUAGAGUGUCACAACCGGGAGGUCAGGAGUUCAAGGGAUAGAGCUUUGUCGACCUGGCGCUGCUAAGUGCCUGUCGGGCCCACAACUAAUUGGGCAAAAAAGAAUUUUCUGAGUAUUUUGAUUUCACUUCGAACAAUAAAAUAUGGAUUUUCAUUUUUCCAUGCAUAAGGAGUAUUUCAUAGUAAGGCCUAUCAUUCACUCUCAUUGUUGCACUGGUGUGUUGACUCAGUUAGUAGAGCGUCCGUCUCACAACCGGGAGGUCGGGAGUUCAAGCCCCGGCCACGUCAGACCAAAAGACGUUAAAAGAUGGGAGUAGCUACCACCCUGUGUGGCGUUUAACAAUUCAAGGGAAAGAGCUUUAUCUUUCUGGUGCUGCACAGUUGCUGUCGGGCCCAGGACUAUUGGGCGUAAAGAAUUUUCAGAGUAUUUUUUUCAGAUUUCACUAUGAACAAUAAAAUAUGGAUUUUCAUUUUUUUUCAUGUAUAAAAAAUUUAUCCAUAUUGUGGGCACUCAACCCAGUUGAGGAGCUGGCAGGAAUCUACUUUGAAAUGCAGAACACAGAUGCUGUACCAAAGCUAGAGAAUUUAUGCUGCAUUAUUGUACAGUACAUAAGACUUUCAGUAAAGUGUGAGGCACUAUAAGCAAGUAUAAUUAUUAUUGAGCUUAUGUAGAUUGUAGUAUACUGGUAUUGUUAGGACAAAUGAAAAAGCUGUAGACAUAUUUCAGACAUAAUGAACAAGAUCAGCAUCCGAAUUAUGCUGAAAAUCUUCUUGAAAAUGCUUGCUGAACAAGGAUGUUAUUAGAAUUCAUGUUUUUUUUCUUUAUAAUACUUGAGAACAUAGUGUUAUUUCUAGUGUGCAAAUUAUUGAUUCAGCUAACAUGUUGCCCAAGAGGUCCCAAGUAAAGGACGUUCCAGAGUUACGUUUAUGCGCAUCAUGAUCUGUGCAUAUUUUAUGUUACGUGCAAUGAUGUCACAAUUGUGAUCAAUCAGUUGGUAUUAAUAGUUAUCAUGAUGUGCAUUCGUACUGCAGAUCUGAUGUGGUAUCUUAUAAAGCUAAUCAACUGAAAACAUCCAUGGACUAACAUUUGUUAAUACCACUACAAUUUCUGAACACUUUACUCUGAAGUGCUGCAAGUUAUGACGAAUAUGACCUCAAGUUCAAAUAAAUGGCAGAGUGGUUUGGACUUUUUCUCUCAAUUCUCAAAGAUACAAAGCCUUUGAUGCAUUUUUGGUGUUUCAAAGCAAACUUGCUCCAACAAAAGUGCUGAUAGUUUGAAAACAAGCAAGUGAACCCCUAUUUUAAUGUUUACACAGCAUAGGAACUCUUUCCUUUCCAAUUAAGCUUGUAAAUCUUUGUGAAAAUGACAUGGGCUUUGGACAGCAUUAUUGUACUUCUCAGAUUUGUUACAUAAAUUUUGACUUAAUAUGCUGCCAUCUUUAACACCAUUUUAAAGAAAUGAAGGUGCUGUUAGCCUUAAAAGGGAAACAAAUAGUAAUAUGAAUGUUAUCUCCAUCUUCAGUUGCAAUUCUGAACUAUACUAUAAUAUUCACUUAAAUUUUCAUGGAGUUUGACUAAACAGGUUUUACCCAAACGUAGUGAUCUUGUGGGGUCUAAAAAUGCUGAAUUAUUUUGAAUGCACAACUCUCAAGAACUUCCAAUUGGGUGAAAUUCAAAGCUCAAUAGCAAAAAAUUAAUCACGUGAACCCAUGUUGAUAUUUUAAUAUUUGGAACAUUCAGGUGCUUAAGUAACUAUGUGCAAAAUUUGGUAAAAAUGACAUGGAUUUUACUAUAACUGUGGAACGUCCUUAAUGCAACUCGAUAUGAAGACAUGCUUCUUAUUUAAUGCACUAAUGACAUUUUCUUGGUACAAGUAAUGCAGAUAUGUCCACAUACAUGUAGAUCAGUGAAGAUGUUCAAUCCAGUCUGACUACUAAAGAUUGUUGUUACCUGUGCAUGUGAGCUGGACAAUAUUCAAUUGUAUUGCUUCAAAUUUGCGAUUGAUCACAAACCCUUUUUUUUUUUAAAUGGUGGUCCUGGCCAUUUAAAACUAGCAGUGUAUUAGUAGUGGGGGCAUCAUGGUCUAGUGGUUAAGACUCUUGCCUUUCAAUCUGAGGGAUGUGGGUUCGAUUCACAGCCAUGGUGUGUUUUCCUUCAGUAAGAAAUUUACCCACAUUGUGCCGAACUCGACCCAGGUGAGGUAAAAGGGUACCGGGAGGAAGUAAUUCCCCAGAUAGCUGUAAGCACUAGCAUCGAUAGACUAGCUUAGCUGGUAUAACAUGAGCGCAUUGCUAUGAUCACCUAUCAAGGUGGACACUUGCGCUAUAUAAAUCCUAUAUUGUUAUUAUUCAUUUUCAGUAUAGGAAGAAAUAGAAUGUUGAGAACUAUCGUACAUUUAGAUUUUGUUAGCCGUUGCCAAUGGCUCAAGUUGUGCAAAUUUUAACACUGUCUGUUGUUUUUAUCACCAUACACUUAUUCAUGUCAAAGAAGAAUAUUUCAUAUAUUUCAUUUAUUGAAGUUAUAAAGCAAUGAGUUCAUUGACAAGUUGAAGUUUAUUAAUCAUAUUUUGUUCUACUCUAAUUAUAGCUGUAGUUUGAGAAGUAUUGGAUUUGUUUGAAAAGCAAUUUCAUUGAUAGCUUUAAAGAAAAUAAUACAAGCAUACAUUGUAGGAUUUUUUUUUCUUAUAACUUGAACUAUUUAAGUUGGUAAGAGUAAAAGGUUUAAAUGUAUAGACUAUUUUGUUUUAAUGUCUAAACCAUGUGCAUAGAUUUGCUGUUGAACAUUGUAUCGAUAUUCUUCCUCAUUUAUUUUAUGCUGCUAAGAACGAUACAAAAAAUCUUUAAUUGGAAUUAUGAGAACAUACUAGACAUAGGUAGUACCUAAUGGAGAAUUUUGCUGCUGAUAAUACCAAAGUCAACAGUGAAGUUGAAAUACAAGUAAAUAGUCUUCCAGUAAAGUUCUAGAGAUAAUUCAUGUAUAUUUUUUGUUUAAUAAGUACUUAUCAAUAAUUGCUUUUGCGCUUUGUACGUCUUGGACAUUGAUACAAUGUACAAGUCAGUAUCUAUUAUAACUUGGGGUAUAUUAGCAAUUUUUUUCAUUUCAUUUGCAAGAACUUUGUUUAGAUCUUGAUACUGUAGUGUAUUCAAUAGCCAUUGUUGUCAAUUUGUUGGUAAUGCUUAAGUCAUGUUAGCAUGUUACUUUGUCUAAGGUUAAAUAUCGGACAUGACCAUCAUUUUCAGAACAGAAGAUGAAAAGUUAGAAAAAUGCUGCUCAAAAUUCAUCAUGUUGAAUAUGUCCAUUCAGCCAAAUUAUGGAGCAAUUAUAUAAGAAAUGCAUGCGUUUUGAGGGUUCAGAAAUAAACCUUGGUAGCACUUUGUCAUAACUCUUUGUCAUUCAACUUGGAUACUAGUGGGGAGUAGGUCGUGGGAAAUUCCCCAGUCUAGCAAAUUCAAUGGUUUUAUUAACAGGAUACAUGUGCAUUACAAUAAUUUACUUCAGGAAAGUGGGUGAUCAAACAAGAGAAACAAAGAAGUGUAUGUAUCAUGGUAGCACUGCGGUCUAUUAAUAAAGAACCUGAAUUGUCAUUGAAUUGAGAAGUGCAUGAUUCAUGUUGCAGCAAUCCUUGGGCAAGCCUUGGCAAUACAUAUAUGUAAUGCCUUCCCUCUAAAUAAUUCUUUGUCAUGGAUGGACCUGACAAUUCUUGAGGAAUUCCCAUGCUGGGCUCUCAAAGACCACUAUCAUUAUGAGUAUUCUUCAACUGAUAAAGUAACUCAGUAGAUAUGGUUAUACAUGUACCUGACAAUGCUGGAUGUGCUCCUGCAGGAGACCCAAAGAACAGUAUCAAAGGUUCAGUACUGCUGAUGAGGUUUGACAGCAUACAUAAAGAUUUUGAAGAUUAAGUCAAUGUGGUAAUGACGCCGUUGUAUCCUCUCAAAUUCCUGGUCAUGGCUAUACCAAACAAUCCUUGAGAAAUACUGAUGCAGGGGUCUCAAAGACCACUAUCAUACACUCAGUAUUGGUAUUAAUGAGGCUUUCUCCCAGCUCAGACUCGAUCGAUAAAGAAGCUCGGAAGAUAUGUUAAUACAAGUACCUGACAAAAGGGUAUCACAGGGUCACUAAUGCUGAUGAAGUUUCACAGCAGUAAAGAUUUCAAAGAUGAAGUCAAUUUGGUAAAAGAUGUCGUAUCCUCUAUAGUUCCUGGUCAUGACUAUACCAGACAAUUCUUGAGGAUUGCCGAUGCAGGGGUUUCAAAGACCUUGGCCUGCUGGACAAGGCUUCCCAGCAUGAAGCCUCAAGUGAAGAAGUAACUAAGAAGAGACUUCACUAAGCAGUUGAACAAAUAUAGAAGUAUCCCUUGUAGUAAAAUAUCAUUGAUAUGCAGUUACAAGAGUUAAAUCAGAAGUCAAUCAACGGUACUGCUUGAGGAAUAAACAACAAAGAUUUGUAUUUUGAGGAUAUUACCCAGGCUUUCAUAACACAGUCAUGGAUACCCAUGUGUUAUUGUUUUAAUAAGUGAUUGUGCAGGAGCCUCAAGGAACAGCAUUAGAGGAAGGUACCCUUGUCGGCUUUACUGCAAGACUUCAACAUUGAAGUCAACCAAGAUAUUUUGUAUUUCCUCAAGUUCCUUGUGAUCCAACAAUGCUUGAUGAAUACGCAGCAAAGGCCUCAAAGAACAGUAUUGAAGGAUCAGUGAGGCCUUCUUGAUUAAAAUAAAUUUGCAUGUUAAUGUAUCCCCUUUCCUUCAAGCUUGAGGACUCAUGCAAGAAAUGCAAGGAACGUUUUCUGCAUGACUUCAAGACCUUUUUGCUUGAAGCUUAGCUUCAAGGAGAAACCUGCCAUGUUGACUAGUGGUGUUGGGAUUAAGGGUCUGGACCGUAGAGUCAUGUCCUGAGUAAACCACAUAGGUGGGAUGUUCUAUCACUGGAUGCACUUGUGGAGACCUUUCCUACUUGGGGUAGCGUAGAGGUCUUUAACUCUAAUGCUUCCAACUGAUGAAGUCCUACUUGUUGCUUCUCUCAGAGAUGUUUCAUUUGCGGCAGACUUCCUCUACACCAUAUUGAAACUUGGAUUUGGUCGUAGGUUCAAAUCCCAGUCAUGUCAUGCUAAAGCCAGGGUAAUACAUCCAAGUCCUUUGGAUUGGAAGGGCAUAGCUUGUAUCAUAAUGUGAUAUGUGCUACAAAAACUUAUUAUUAUAAUCAAAUUGUCUGAUUUCAACGCUUAAGCUAUACAAACACUCAUGCUAGCUAGUAUAGCAAAAAAAAAUGUGUUCAUGUGAAUAGUCAUUGAUUACAUAAUAAAAACAUACUGAUGAAAUUGAAAUACAUAAUGCUUAUCCUGAUUUGUAGGUAUGUUUUGUAUAAUCAAGGAGAUAUCUUCUUGGUAUAAUAGGAACAUCACUGUUACAAUAAUAUUACAAUGUACUAAUGCAUCAUUAAAUUAUAUUCUUAGGUUUUAAAUGACCAGAGAACUUCCCCAAAGUGACAGUUGUGUUGUCUGGUAUACGUUGCAUGGAGGUGGGAGUGUCCAACCAGGUGUGGGACAAGUGUCCUAAAAAAAAUGUGUGACACAACAGAUAUUCUCAGGCUUUUUGUUCAAUUACCAUAAGAAAACCAAUAAAGAGUUGAUAAAUGAAUACAACUAAAUUAAAACAUACAGACAGAGCUGCCAACCUAUACAAGAACAUUUUAGAAUUAUAAAAGCGGAAAAUCAGUAUUUUGAUGAAGUCAGUAUUUUCUAAGAAAUACCAUAGGACAACACAUUAAACUGGAACUUUAGAAAUCACUAUUUUGCAUGAAACCAUCAGUGUUCUUCUCAUUUUUCAGUAUUAAAUACAGAAAAUUUGUACUACUUGGCAGCUCUGUACAGAUGUGCUCAAAAGUUAAUGAGCCCUAACAGAAAAUGCACUUCUUCA
This is a messenger RNA of Lytechinus variegatus (green sea urchin), 13994 nucleotides long. RefSeq names its product NFX1-type zinc finger-containing protein 1-like. The coding region runs from base 268 to 6453 and encodes 2061 amino acids. NCBI's taxonomy places the organism in Eukaryota, Metazoa, Echinodermata, Echinoidea, Temnopleuroida, Toxopneustidae. Gene Ontology annotation, molecular function: helicase activity. Gene Ontology annotation, biological process: regulatory ncRNA-mediated heterochromatin formation. Gene Ontology annotation, cellular component: nuclear RNA-directed RNA polymerase complex. The transcript is spliced from 7 exons. The record is from RefSeq and is a predicted model, not a curated record.